CGGGGGAGGCGCGAGGCAGGCGGGACCGCGGCCGGUUCGCGCUCCCUCCGGGGCUGCGCGCCCCCUCGGCUGCGCUCGGCACCGGGGCGCGGGCAGCAGAUGGGAGCUCGGGGUGCCCAAGAUGCGGGCGCCGGCCAGGGAGCUCUUCCGGGACGCUGCCUUCCCGGCCUCGGACUCCUCGCUCUUCUCCAGCUUCUCCACGCCGCUGGCCCAGUUCCGGGAGGAAAUCACGUGGAGGCGGCCCCAGGAAAUCUGCGCCACACCCCAGCUGUUUGCAGAUCGCGCUCAGGAAGGACAGGUGAAGCAAGGGCUGCUAGGGGACUGCUGGUUCCUGUGCGCCUGCGCCGCCCUGCAGAAGAGCCAGCACCUCCUGGACCAGGUCUUUCCUCCGGGACAGCCGAGCUGGCUCGACCAGACGUACCGCGGCUCCUUCACCUGUCGAGUUUGGCAGUUUGGACGCUGGGUGGAGGUGACCAUAGAUGACCGUCUGCCUUGUCUUGCAGGGAGACUCUGCUUCUCCCGGUGCCAGAGGGAGGACGUGUUCUGGCUUCCCUUACUGGAGAAGGUCUACGCCAAGGUCUACGGGUCCUAUGAGCACCUGUGGGCGGGACAGGUGGCUGACGCCCUGGUGGACCUCACUGGUGGCCUGGCCGAAAGGUGGAACUUGAAGGACAUGGCAGGAGCCAGCGGCCAGCAGGACAGGCCCAGGGGCGCGGAACGCAGGACUUGUCGGCAUCUGCUCAGCCUGAAGGACCGCGGUCUGCUGAGCUGCUCAGUGCUCAGCCCCAGAACAGGUACCAGGGCGCUGGGGGAGUUUCAUGCUUUCAUUGUCUCGGACCUGCGAGAGCUCCGGGAUCGGGCUGGUCAGAGCAUCCUGCUGCUGCGGAUUCAGAACCCCUGGGGCCGGCGGUGUUGGCAGGGGCCCUGGAGAGAGGGGGGUGAAGGGUGGAACCGGGUGGAGUCCGCGGCCCAGUCUGAGCUGCUGUCACAGCUCCAGGAGGGGGAGUUCUGGGUGGAGGAGGAUGAGUUUCUGCGGGAGUUUGACGAGGUCACCAUCGGCUUCCCCAUCUCGGAGGCUGGCCACCUGCAGAGCCUCUGCUCAGGAAGGGCGCUGUGCCACACUCAGGAGCUGCCCGGGGCCUGGGUCAAGGGCCAGUCGGCGGGAGGCUGCCGGAACUACAGCGGCUUCCCCAGCAACCCCAAGUUCUGGCUGCGGGUCUGCGAACCCAGCGAGGUAUACAUGGCCGUCCUGCAGAGACCGCGGCUGCGCACGGCGGGCCACCCAGGCAGGGACUACCAGGCCGUGGGCCUGCACAUCUGGAAGGUGGAGAAGCGGCGGGUCAGCCUGCCCAAGGCCCUGUCUGCGCCCCCCGUGGCGGGCACCGCAUGCCACGCGUACGACCGCGAGGUCCACCUGCGCUGUGAGCUCGCCCCGGGCUACUACCUGGCCGUGCCCAGCACCUUCCUGAAGGACGUGCCAGGGCGGUUCCUGCUCCGGGUCUUCUCCAGCGGGAGAGUCUGCCUCAGCGCCAUCCAGCCGGCAGCCCAGAGCGCUGCCCCCCGGGAGGUCCUGCCCAUGGGCGAGUGGGAGACCGUGAGGCUGCGGGGCUCCUGGAGAGUCGGCCGGACGGCGGGGGGCAGCCGGAACUUUGCCUCCUACCCCACCAACCCCCGCUUCCCCCUCUCGGUGCCGGAGGGCGCGGGCCCCCGCUGCGUGCGCAUCACCCUGCACCAGCACUGCCGUGACCACGAGGGCCUCCCCAUCGGCUUCCACGUCUUCCAGGCAGGCGCCCCUGCUCCCGGGCGUCCGGGUGGGGUGAGCCGGGGUCGGGCAGAGAGGCCCCCGGGGUCUGUCCGCGUCAUCCAGUCACACACAAGACUCAUUUCUAUUCCUAAAGUCCAUAGCUCACUGGGGGUCACAGCUCAGCUCAGGCAGCCCCUCGUCCACUCGCCCGGGCUCAGAACCACUGGACACUUGUGUCCUGAGCUGCCCCCAGCACUGCACCUGCAGCCGGGAGGCCCGACAGGGCGCAGAGGGUGCCGUUGUCCAGCAGGAGCCGCCCUGAAGCCGCGUGAAUCCUCCCCGCCCCAAACCCCGUGGCUGAGUCUGGAACCAGCGAGGGCCUGGGCUCUGGGGACCAGCAGGAAAGGGACGGAGGGGAGGCCCACACCCGCUGAGACGUGACGGAUGGUCGCGCCACCGAGUGAGGGUCUUCUGAUCAGAAAGAGAAGACAGAGCUGGGGGUAGGAGCUGAGAGCGAGGCCGAGGUGCAGGGCCGAAUCCCAGGCAGCAGGAGGGUGGGGCGGCCUUCGGGAGCUCGGGGAAGUGCGCCAGUUGCCCCCGCAGAGGAGAGGCUGCCUCCCGGGCUCACGUGGGCACGGGUGGCAGGAGACCGUGGAGGCCAGGCGAGGGCCAGGGAGUCACAAACGCCGCCCCGAGCGCCUUCCGCGGCCUCAGUCAGCUCUUCCUCUCCCAGCGCGUGAACAGGAUGCACCUAGCGACGUGUAGCUGGAGAAGGCGGGGAGGUGAAGUGCUAGAGGUCAGAGGUCACAAACCCAGAUCCCAUGGUGAGGCGUGGCUCCCCUGCUCCUUCUGGGGACCCCGCUUCAAGAUGGGCUUGGACAGUGGCAGGUGCCCGAGGAGGGCAUGGGCUGGAGGAUGGCCCGGAGCUGUGCCGUCAGGGGCCCGUCAGGGGCUGGGCACGCUUAGCCUGCGCUGCAGACGACGUGGGGGGGAGGGUCGGCUCUUCUCCGAGAAGGCCCUGUGCCCUCAGGAUCCCAACGGCUGAGGACGCGCUCUGGUGCCUCGCUCCACCGCAGGCCACCCCUGGGGUACCCCCCCGGCGCUUCGAAAAAAGUGCCGGGGCCGGGGCCAAAGAGAUGAGUCCUGGGGCAGGGGCUUGCGCAGUGGGGGCCUCCUGGUGCCCUGCGUCUUAAUUCCCCCACCCAGCUCCUCCCAGCGGCCACCCUGAAGGCUGGGCUGUGCCCUGGUCUCUUCCCCUGAGAGCCCCAGGCAGAGCUUCUCAGGGCCCAGAAGCUGGGGCUGCAGUGACAGUCGCUGGAGGAUGUGAGGGCGGGCCUUCUGCUGGUCCCCAGGCUGCGGCCCUCGGGUGGUGGGGCCCCGGUGAGUGGCGAGUCCAGCUUCGGGGGCCUGGCAUGUAUGACGGGGUCCAAGCAGACUGCACCGGGCUGCUCCCGACCCAGGGCAGUGCUGCCUGGGAAGGGAGCGAGGCCGAGGCUGAGACAGGGGACUUGCCUUCGCCGUCCUGGCGAACACAGCCGAUUCGGUCCGCCCACGGGCAGGCCGCCCGGUCUGAGCCCGGGCCUCCCCCAGGUCCCAGCAGACGGCGGGGGCCAGGAUGCGCCCUCCUUGCUGCUCCAGGAGCCUCUGCUAAGCUGUGUGCCGCACUGCUACGCCCAGGAGGUCAGCCGGCUCUGCCACCUGUCCGAGGGGACCUAUUGGAUCGUGCCCUCCACC
Messenger RNA from Lagenorhynchus albirostris (white-beaked dolphin), 3478 nucleotides. It is a transcript of the gene CAPN10, whose product is annotated as calpain 10. The transcript has 9 exons. The record is from RefSeq and is a predicted model, not a curated record. Gene Ontology annotation, cellular component: cytoplasm. Gene Ontology annotation, biological process: proteolysis. Bases 122 to 2185 code for a protein of 687 amino acids. NCBI's taxonomy places the organism in Eukaryota, Metazoa, Chordata, Mammalia, Artiodactyla, Delphinidae. Gene Ontology annotation, molecular function: calcium-dependent cysteine-type endopeptidase activity.